GGGCCGAGCGCCCAUUGGGGCGCGGCCCGCCGGCCGGCCGAGCUCCUCGCCCCCCAUUGGCGGGUCGGGCGGCGGGGGCGGGGCCAGGCGGGAGGGGGCGGGGGCGUGGCGGGGCGCAGCUGGCGCUGUGACCCGCCCGCCCUGACACCCGCACACUGCCGGCGGCGGCGGGGACGCGGCCUCAGCGCGGCGCCGGGCCCGGGCAGCGGCGGGAGAGAGAGGGGUUCCACGGCCUAUGGGAGCGGGCGGCGCGGUGUAAGCCGGCCGCCGCGUGUGGGCGGGGGGGCGGACAGCGGUGGCGGUGCCCCCGUGUGUUGAGGCCGCCAUGGAGGUGUGCGAGAGCGGUGGGGAGCAGCCGCUGCUGCAGUGGGACCGCAAGCUGAGCGAGCUGUGCGAGCCCGCCGACCCCGACACCCUGCUGUGCCACACGCACUUCACAGAGUUCCUGGAUGAGUUUUCACCAGAUGUCCUAGGCCAGCUCUUGAAUGAUCCCUUCUUGUCUGAGAAGAAUGAAAUAAUGGAGGUGCAACUGUCUCCAGCAUCCCCAGCGCCCCUCAUCCAGGCAGAACACAGCUACUCCCUCUGUGGGGACUCUCGACCCCAGUCUCCCUUGACCCACAUCUCGACUGAUGACAACUUCAAUGAAGGUGACCUGGAAAAUGAGGAAUGGUGUCUGGGUACAGAGCUGACUCCAGCAGCAAUAAAGACUGAGCCAGCGUUGUGCGAGACGUCAGGCCUUGCUCCCUCAGUCAGUCUCACUGUCACGGCCACGUCGAUGGAGGGGGAACAACCUGAGCUACAGACAGAUGCCCUGAUGAAACCACUGAGCCAGAAAGUUCUUCCAGAGAUUAAAUUGGAGCCCCAUGAAGUGGAUCAGUUCCUGAACCUGUCUUCUAAGGAAGUGGAUCCCCUGCAUUUGCCUCCAACCCCUCCCAGCAGCCAUGGCAGUGACUCUGAAGGAGGGCAGAGCCCAGCGAGAUCGCUCCCUCCCUCAAGCCCAAUCCAGCUACAAGCCACAGCUAAAGUGACAUCGCGCGCAGCUUCAGCGCUCUCCAAUUCCCCUCUCCUGACUGCACCACAUAAAUUACAGGGGACCGGCCCACUCAUCCUGACAGAGGAGGAGAAGAGGACACUGAUAGCAGAAGGGUACCCAAUCCCUACCAAACUGCCCCUGACAAAAGCAGAGGAGAAAGUGCUGAAGAAAAUCCGCAGGAAAAUAAAAAACAAGAUCUCUGCCCAGGAAAGUAGAAGAAAAAAGAAAGAAUACAUGGACAGUCUGGAAAAAAAAGUUGAGACUUGUUCAAAUGAAAAUAGUGAGCUGCGUAAGAAGGUUGAAGUCCUGGAGAAUACUAACAGAACACUUCUGCAGCAGUUGCAGAGACUCCAAGCCAUGGUUGCUGGGAAAGUGUCCCGUUCGUGUAAGGCAGCUAGCACACAGACAGGGACCUGUCUUAUGAUGGUGGUGCUGUGCUUUGCAGUAGUUUUUGGCAGCUUCUCUCAGAGCUACGGGCCGUAUCCUUCUGCUACAAAGAUGGUGUUGCCCAGACAGCAUUCCUCGCCAGAGUCCUACACAGACUCCAUUGUGAGGUCAAGGAGUCUGCUAAUUUAUGAAGAGCCUCACCAACUGGAGGAGUCGUCAAGCCCGAUCUCCUUUGCAGAUCGCAAUGACAGGCAAGCAGACACCUCCAAGUACGCAGCGCUGUCCCUGGAAGCCAUGCCAGGGUCACAGCAGGAUGAUAUCAUGCAGUUCACAAUAGCCAAUGAGACGAGGCUAGAGAAAUCGGUGCUGCUGGGCCUGCAGCAGCACAGAGUCAACUCCGAACUAGAAGGAAACGAAACACUGAAGAUAAUUGAAAUAGACAGAAGAGUCAAUGCCACCUCUUAAAAAUAAAAAAAGGCCUUUUUUCUUGA
Chroicocephalus ridibundus (black-headed gull) is the source of this 1911-nucleotide messenger RNA. RefSeq names its product cAMP responsive element binding protein 3 like 2 (gene CREB3L2). The transcript has 12 exons. The record is from RefSeq and is a predicted model, not a curated record. Lineage: Eukaryota; Metazoa; Chordata; Aves; Charadriiformes; Laridae. Gene Ontology annotation, molecular function: cAMP response element binding; DNA-binding transcription factor activity, RNA polymerase II-specific. Gene Ontology annotation, biological process: regulation of transcription by RNA polymerase II. Bases 326 to 1885 code for a protein of 519 amino acids.